Messenger RNA from Iphiclides podalirius (scarce swallowtail), 1509 nucleotides. Lineage: Eukaryota; Metazoa; Arthropoda; Insecta; Lepidoptera; Papilionidae. The record is from the annotation of a GenBank genome assembly.
AUGGAAGUAUCAAGGUAUUUUCUACCCGUCGCCAAUCCUGACGGAUAUGACUAUUCGCGCAAGGUCGAAAGAAUGUGGAGAAAAAAUCGGGCGUGGUACGGCGGCCAAUGUCACGGUGUAGAUCUCAACAGGAACUUCAGUGAAAAACAGAGGUGUUUCAUAAAAUCGCUGGACACUGUUGGGGCUAUCAACAUCUGGAAGGAAGAGCGCAGCUCGAUGGACAUUAUGGUGGAGGGUCCAAAGUCUGCUCAGGUCGCCGACCUCCUCCGCGACCGCUGCAUCCCAUACGCGGUGGCGAUAGGCGACGUUGGAAACCUUCUGGACCGAGAACAAGGAUGCCCAUCGAAACCGCAGAAAAGCAAACGCGGAGCGAACAAAACCGUGUGCAUGGACUGGAACAGUUAUCACCGUCUUAGUGUCAUUUAUGACUUCAUGGAUCAUCUGGCCGAGCAGUGGCCGUCGUUGUGUUCAAUGUUGAAAAUAUCCAACGGUAACUGCAAGAAUGUGGGCGUAUGGUUGGACGGGGGGAUACAUCCCCGCGAGUGGAUCAGCACGGCUGUGGUGGCUUACCUGGCGGACCAACUAGUCAGAACCUUCCACCAGCAACCCGAAUUCAUAACUAAUAAGGAUUGGUACAUUUUGCCUGUGGUAAACCCGGACGGCUAUGAAUACACGCACACCCAUGACCGUAUGUGGCGGAAGAAUAGAGCCCGUUACGGCGAGUGUUGCGGCGUGGACCUCAAUCGGAAUUUUAGCUGCGGAUGGGGUGAACGCGGUGAAGAGGGAUCUUCCGAAGAUCCAGGAAAUAUCUUUUACAGGGGACCCGCGCCAUUUUCGGAACCGGAAACUUGUGCUAUCCGGCAAGCUAUCUGUGGAUGCGGCAAAAAUUUCAAGGUGUUCCUGUCAUUUCAUAGCUAUGGUGAAGUGAUCAUAUUCCCUUGGGGUUACACAGCAGAUCCUUGUCCAGACUAUGUUCAAAUGCUGGAGGCGGGUACAGCAAUGGCUAAGGCUAUUCAAGCAGCCAGUGGACAUACGUAUAAAGUUGGCAGCACGAAGGAUCUUAUGUAUUACGCAUCCGGUACGAGCACCGACUGGAGCUACGCAGUUGCCAACAUACCUUACUCCUACAUGGUCGAGCUACGGGGCAAAAGACAUCGAUUCCUGCUACCCAAGGAGGAGAUAAUAUGCACAGCUCUCGAGGUGCUUUGCGGUGUCAUGAAACUGAUGGAGUACGUCGACAGACGCUGCAGAAUCCCCUGCAAACUGAGCACCCAGAGUUGCCGGAAACCUGGCCCACCAAGGGCCCACACCUGCCGAAUGCCCAGGUCUCAUUCCUGCCAUAGCUCAAGGUCCUGCCGUUCUUCGCGAUCGCCUUCCUGCAAAAGUAGCCGAUCCUAUUCUUGUCGUAGCUCAAGGUCACAAUCUGAACGCAGCUCCCACUCGCAAUGCUGCGAGAGUUCGCACUCAAACUGCCAAAAUCCUUCGGAGAAUCCCUGCAACUAUGCCUCU